Messenger RNA from Spea bombifrons (plains spadefoot toad), 1695 nucleotides. RefSeq names its product acyl-CoA dehydrogenase medium chain (gene ACADM). Lineage: Eukaryota; Metazoa; Chordata; Amphibia; Anura; Pelobatidae. Gene Ontology annotation, molecular function: flavin adenine dinucleotide binding; medium-chain fatty acyl-CoA dehydrogenase activity. Bases 59 to 1327 code for a protein of 422 amino acids. The record is from RefSeq and is a predicted model, not a curated record. The transcript has 12 exons. Gene Ontology annotation, cellular component: mitochondrion. Gene Ontology annotation, biological process: medium-chain fatty acid catabolic process; fatty acid beta-oxidation.
CGGCGCUGUGACGUCAGAGCCUUAGUAAGCGGAGUUUGAAGCCAGUGCAGAGGGCGUCAUGUCGGCUCUGAGGGCGCACAGGGUGCUGCAGCACAUCGCACGGCGCGGCUGGAGGGCGCAGUCCACCUCCCCCCAUGCAGCGGCUUCCUCCUUGCCGGCCGCGCAGGGGUUUAGCUUUGAACUCAGCGAGCAGCAGAAGGAGUUUCAGGCCACGGCUCGGAAAUUCGCCCGAGAAGAGAUUAUCCCGGUUGCUUCUCAUUAUGACAAAACAGGGGAGUAUCCGGUGCCGAUCAUUAAGCGCGCCUGGGAGCUCGGCUUGAUGAACGGACAUAUCCCGGAGCACUGCGGUGGGCUUAACCUGGGGAUUUUCGACACGUGUCUCAUCACCGAAGAGAUCGCGUAUGGAUGCACCGGGAUCCAGACGGCCAUCGAAGCCAACUCUCUAGGGCAAAUGCCGGUUAUAUUGGCAGGAAACGAAGCUCAGCAAAAGAAAUACCUGGGGAGGAUGACGGAAGAACCGUUAAUGUGUGCUUAUUGUGUAACAGAACCAGGGGCCGGCUCGGACGUGGCAGGUUUAAAGACCAAGGCGGAGAAGAAGGGCGACGAAUAUGUAAUAAACGGCCAGAAGAUGUGGAUCACGAAUGGCGGCAAAGCCAACUGGUAUUUUCUUCUGGCGCGCACCAACCCCGACCCCAAGGCGCCCGCGGGAAAGGCUUUCACCGGAUUUAUUGUAGAGGCAAAUAGCCCCGGCAUACAGAUCGGGCGGAAGGAGCAGAACAUGGGCCAGCGCUGCUCGGACACCAGAGGAAUUGUUUUCGAGGAUGUGAGGGUCCCUGUGGAAAAUGUCUUGAUCGGAGAAGGAGCCGGAUUUAAGAUCGCCAUGGGUGCCUUUGAUAAGACGAGGCCCCCGGUUGCCGCUGGUGCCGUAGGCUUAGCUCAGAGGGCUCUGGAUGAAGCCACCAAAUACUCCCUGGAAAGAAAGACCUUCGGAAAACUGAUUGCCGAGCACCAAGCGGUGUCCUUCCUGCUGGCAGAGAUGGCCAUGAAAGUGGAGCUCGCCAGGUUAGCGUAUCAGAGAGCCGCCUGGGAAGUGGAUUGUGGCAAAAGGAACACAUAUUACGCGUCCAUCGCCAAGGCCUUCGCCGGGGACAUCGCCAACCAAGUGGCUUCCGACGCCGUCCAGGUGUUUGGGGGAAACGGCUUUAACAGCGAAUAUCCCGUGGAAAAGCUCAUGAGAGACGCAAAGAUCUACCAGAUCUACGAAGGCACGGCACAGAUCCAAAGACUUAUCAUCGCACGAGAACACCUGGGCAGGUUCAAAAAAUGAAUAAACCCCUCUGUAGCAUUAAUUACCCCAUCACCAAAAAAAACCCACCUGUGACCGCUUUUUGGGUGUUCUAGGUAAUAAGCACCUUUCUCGGCAGAAUUCUUUCUCUGAUCUCUGGAUGACUGUGAAUUCUUCGAUAAGUAGCAGCGAUAGGUAAUCACUUCUGGCGUCUGAGGGGUUAACGCCGCUUUGUAGAGACGUAUGUUGCGGUCGGAGAGAAGUGCCUGUAAUUUACCGAUUAUCUAUGCAACGUACACAAAGGAAUGUUUCUGUGGACUCCGCUUAACCUGUGAUUUCCAAAAAUAAUAAAUUCCAUCCAAGAAAUUCCGCCUGAAUAUAAAUAAACAUUUUUUAAGAUCUCGUGUAAA